AUGUCUCAGGAGGCGGCGGUGGGGCCCCCGGGCGAGUCCGGGAAGGCCGCGGAAGAAAGCGACAGCUUGCUGGACUGCGUGAAUCGGAUAACUUCUUUGUGUCCGAACUGCGAAGAAAAUGGGGAAACGCUCAUUUUAUUGCACCGAGUUCCUCAUUUCAAGGACUUGUUGAUAUCCUCGUUCAGCUGUCCGCACUGCAACUACGCGAACCGAGAGGUGCAAACCGCCGGCAGUUUGGCCCCCAAAGGCGUUCAUAUUGAGUGCAAAGUGACUUCUCCGUUGGAUUUGAACCGCCAAGUGGUGCGGAGCGAACACUGUCGAGUGGAAAUCCCGGAAGUUGAACUCGAAGUGCCGGCCUCGCGGGCGCGCGCGGAGCUGAACACAGUCGAGGGUCUCGUGGAUUCUUUCGCGGAAAACCUCAAGUUCGCCGCUCUUUACCAACUCCAGCUCGAAGAAAAGGAAAAGGCGCAGCAGCUCUCCCGCCUCGCCCGCAGACUCAAAGCCAUGGCUGCGGGGCAGCAGCCCUUCCGCCUGGUGCUGGAGGACCCCAGCGGCAACAGCUACGUGGAGAGCCUGUCUCUGGCUGCGGACAAGCAGCAGGAGGCUGCGCACAAGCUCGAAGACGCUGCUGCUGCUGCUGCUGCUGCUGCUGCUGCGGGCAGCAGCAGCGGGCCGCGGGAAGAGGCUGGCGCCGCCCCGCAAGGCCCGCAGCCGCUGCAGCGCGCCGACAGCCGCCUCCUUGUGAGGCACUUCGAAAGGACGAAGGAGCAGCUGCAUGCAAUGGGGUACUUCGAGGCCCAAGAAGCCCCAGACGAAGGGGCCCCCGAGGCAGAGGAAGCUGCAGCAGCAGCAGCAACAGCAGCAGCAGCAACAGCAGCAGAAGACGAAGCAGCUCUCAAAGAAGAGGCCCUUUUGCUGCCAGUGGAAUGCCCGCACUGCGGCUGCAGCACGACCAACAAAGUCUGCCAAGUCAACAUUCCAGGUUUCCGCGAGUGUCUCAUCUUCGCCUUUUGCUGCCCCAACUGCGGGGCGAAGAACUCCGAAAUAAAAGCAGCAGGCGCCUACGGCUUGGCUGCGCGAAGGUGGAUUCUGACGACAGUGGAAGUGUACAAAAGAACUCGGGAGCAAGACGACUCGCUGGGGCUGUUGGACAUGAAGACUUAA
This is a messenger RNA of Eimeria necatrix, 1164 nucleotides long. RefSeq names its product zinc-finger protein ZPR1, putative. The transcript is spliced from 5 exons. The coding region runs from base 1 to 1164 and encodes 387 amino acids. The record is from RefSeq and is a predicted model, not a curated record. Lineage: Eukaryota; Apicomplexa; Conoidasida; Eucoccidiorida; Eimeriidae. Gene Ontology annotation, cellular component: cytoplasm; nucleus. Gene Ontology annotation, molecular function: zinc ion binding.